UGCAUUGUGGGAUGUGGAGCUCUAUACAUUAUUGCCGUUCUUAUAAACAGAAUUUACACGACUAAACGGACCGAAUGAAGAACAAUUAUACAAUUACAUGUAUUUAAAUUGUGUUUCUGCAGCAUUUGUCGCUUUCAUCCAUUUUGAAUUCAAUAAGCAUCAUCUUCUCAUGUGACCUGAUGUGAGCUGCCAUCAUUUUUUACACCUACAGCAGGCUACAUGACUGCAUGAAUCUCUCUGGACGUUUUCACUGUCCUGGAACUGCUUUACACCGCCGAACUUCUUUUAAAGGAACUUGUCGUUGGAUGUGCAAAAUGCUGAACGCUGCAGCAGCCGACAGGAACAAGGACCCGAUCCUUUCUGUGCUGAAAAGCAGGGUGGCAUCCAACAGACGUCUGUUCGCUUUGGAAAUAUCCUCUGGCACAGGACAACAUGUCGUUCACUUCGCCAAAGCAUUCCCGAACAUUACAUGGCAACCGUCUGAAGUUGAGACUCAGUCGUUAUCGAGUAUUGAGGCAUAUAGACAGUAUCACCGGCUGCAGAAUGUACAGCCACCCAUAUAUCUUGAUGUGUCUCAGAGCUGGCAGACCUGGGGAGGAUUUCCAGCAGAGUCAUGUGACCUGAUCAUAAACAUCAACAUGAUGCACAUCUCUCCUCUGGCCUGCACAACGGGUUUGUUUCAUGGUGUUGGACAGAUACUGAAACCACAAGGAUUACUUCUGACUUAUGGGCCUUAUGCCUUCAAUGGAUCGAUCGUUCCUCAGAGCAAUUUUGACUUUGACCAAAGUUUGAGAUACAGAAAUCCAGAGUGGGGUCUAAGAGAUGCAUCAUUUCUGACAACGUUAGGACAAGAAAAUGGACUGCGAUUGGAGGAAAUUGUUGAUAUGCCCGCCAACAACAAGUGCUUACUCUUUCGCAAGGACAGUGUGGUUUGAUAUCAUAUUAAUCUGUACAGUAACGCACAAUAUUUACAUUUGCGUGGACUCCUGCCAGUGUUUUAACGGUUUAAAGGCAACAAUACAGAGGCUUUGCUGAAGUUGGUAAGAUGUGUUCUUGCAUUAAUGUGGCUUAAAAAAUGUUUACAGCAUAGGAAAGUAAUAUUUUAGACGUUUAAAGGGAUGUGCACUUUUGUGAAAUUAAUGACAACACACUUUAUAUUAAAAUUACUACUUUGAUUGCAGGGAAAGUAAACUUAAAGUGCCUGUAGUUAAUCUGAGGAUAUAAUGUUGAUGAAGCUGGACUUUGAUUCUAAUAAUUGUUCAUUUCUUAGUACAUCCCAUUGGUGUAUUGUUUUAUAAUGUUAUUUACUCCUAUAGUUUUAAAUCUUAAAUACAAGGUUUCUGCUAAACAUGGCUUUUAACAUGGCCUAACAUCUUAGCAUAGCAUUACCAUCCUUAACCUGUUGUUGACCAAACACCAAUUUUCGUAACCAAGUGAAUUAUGUGUGAUUGUGUGUUUUGAUAAAUUUAAAUAAGAUAUAAACUUAAAGACUUUUGUUGCUUGUUCAAACUACUUAUUUUAAAUGAGUUGAAACUCAAUUGUUAAGUUUUUUAGACUUAAUUGUUUCAUGUUCAUUCCACUUAAAUUUGUAAAGAUUAUGAAGUUAACCUAAUUGUUUCGUAUUGGGGCAACAUGGAGUUGUGUGGAACCUAGCAUUUCUUACAGUGUAAACUGAAAUAUAUAUGUAUAUUUAAUGCAUUACAAUCUUUGGAUUUAAAGUGAAUUCUACAGAUGAUAAAACAAAUACAAUUAUGUUCACAAAUCAAUCAUUUUAAAUUGCAAAAUAACCAUUUUUUCAUAGCUAUGGUUUACUAGUUACUUUACUUGUUUUACUUUAUUGGGGGCACACACUAAUAAUGAAUUCCCACAACUUAAUAGAUUGUUCUCUAAUUUUGAUGCAAUAAAUCAUUGCCAACUUGAACUAAUUAAUUCUUUUUCUUUUUAAAUUAAAUCAUAAAAAAGGAAUUGUAUAUUGCAACAAGGGCAUUUUGUAAUUUUGCAGUGUGCAUAGUUAAAAAGAGGGAACAAAUUACUAAAACAUGCUGGCUUACCAGGAAGUGACUGUUUAAUUUGUGGUUACAAAUGUAUGUGUUUUUAAGGGGUAGUUCACCCAAAACUAAAAAUGUACUCACUUUUUACUCACAAUAAAGCCUUGCUCACUCUG
Messenger RNA from Danio rerio (zebrafish), 2164 nucleotides. RefSeq names its product methyltransferase like 26 (gene mettl26). The record is from RefSeq and is marked provisional. Lineage: Eukaryota; Metazoa; Chordata; Actinopteri; Cypriniformes; Danionidae.